Molecule: messenger RNA, 933 nt
Organism: Lathyrus sativus (Indian pea)
Lineage: Eukaryota; Viridiplantae; Streptophyta; Magnoliopsida; Fabales; Fabaceae
Source: the annotation of a GenBank genome assembly
AUGAAAAUACCAUCAAAAACCACUUCAAGUCCAGCUCGCACAGACAAAUUCCCUCCACCAUUAAUGCGAUUCUUAAGAACCAAUGCAUCAAGUAGAAGCAGAAGAUCAAGGUCAAGCCCCAUGUUCGUUCUCCGCAAGAAGAACAACACCAACACCAUUGAAACAACUCAAGAACCUUCUUCCCCUAAAGUCACUUGCAUGGGUCAAGUCAGAGCCAAACGCUCCUCCAAAUCAAAGUCAAAAUCAAAACAAAAACAAAAACAACCUUCCCCCACUCUCACUCAUCGCUCCUGGAUUAAAAAGCCCAACUCAUGCCGUUGUCGGCCCGUUUGGCCCAAAUGGGCUUUCUUCCGUAGAAAAUCACCUAAACCAAAACAGCCGGACGAGUUUGUUUCUAUUUCUAUUUCUAAUAGUAAUAUUCACGAAGAGAUAGAUAGUGUUGAUAGUUAUAAUCAAAAUCAAAAUCGCAAUGCUUUCGCUUCAACUUCAAAUUCUUGUUCUCCUCCAAAGAACGCUUUGCUGUUAACCCGGUGUAGAUCCGCUCCGUACAGAUCUUCGUCUCUUGCGAGUAGGUUUUGGAGUUCACCUUUGAGGAACGAAGAAACAGAGUCUACUUCCGAUAACGAGAAAUCAAGUUCGCAAUCGCUGAAUAGAGACUCCGUUUCUGAUAAAGAGGAUUCGAUAGGUACUCAAACUGGAAGAAUCGGUUCAAUUAGGGAUUUGGAAAAUGUUGAAGAGUUGUUGUUGAAGGGAAGGGUAAAAAAGGAAGAAGAUGAGGAGUCCGCGGUGGCGCGUCCUGUUGUACUGACUCGGUGCAAAUCGGAACCGGCGAGAGUAGAUUACAGAAUUGACCCUGAGGUAAAUAAUUUGUGGAAAAAGACAAGGUUGGGUUUUGCUGUUACUUCUUCUCCUCUCCACAUACUUUCUGAUUAA